Molecule: messenger RNA, 3231 nt
Organism: Carcharodon carcharias (great white shark)
Lineage: Eukaryota; Metazoa; Chordata; Chondrichthyes; Lamniformes; Lamnidae
Product: RAB3A interacting protein (rabin3)
Exons: 15
Coding region: 538-1932 (464 amino acids)
Biological process (GO): exocytosis
Cellular component (GO): Golgi to plasma membrane transport vesicle
Molecular function (GO): guanyl-nucleotide exchange factor activity
Source: RefSeq, a predicted model, not a curated record
CAGUAGCUCGCUGGAGGUGUGCAAGUCUCGGAGCCGAAGGGCAAAGCAGGUGGAGGAAAGUUGAGUGUGGCUGGGAUAAAGAUAGCGCGUCUGAGGUGAAAAAAAAUUAACUACAGCGUCGACUCUGGAGUUUUUUUCGUCGAUUUAAGGUGAAGGUUUAUUGUUCGGCAGGUGUCAGUUUCUCUCACUCUGCUUCUGGAUCACGUUGAAUGAUUAUAUAUUGUGAUGUUAUCCCUAAUCCUGAGUGAUUCAACAGUUGGUUACUGGUUGGGUGUGUCGUCAAUUAUGCUGCAGCUGAGAUUCCAUCACACUGUACAAUUGAGGGAUUGAACCUUGGAACCUCUUGGCCUGUACCUCAAUACUACACUUGGAAAUCUGAACAAUUAAGGAGCACAUUUUCCUUUCCAUACUGAUUUCCAACAAAGCUGUAGUUCUUUCAUACAUUGAUCACUCUGGAGACAAAAUUAGGAUUCAGCUCUAGAAGACCUUGAAGAAUGUCAAGAUAAGUAUUUGGCUUUAUAUAAUGAACCUACUGCUAUGGCAAGCAACACUCUUGAAGGCUUCCAUGAAGUGAACUUAGCUUCGCCUUCCUCUCCAGAUUACUCUGAACUGGCUCAGCUAGAGACUACAGAAACUGCUGCAUCAGGACUUGCUUAUCAUCCUCUUUCACUGGUGAACUCAACCCCAGUGCAACCCAGUACACUAGUUGCUGUAGACCUUCCAACACAGCCAAUUUAUCCAUCUUCUCAACACCUCAGCAGUGGGGAAUCAAGAAAUGUUAGCAAUCAAUUCUCCAUGUCAUGUGCCACCUCUGGAGCAGUACAUGGCUCACCAAAACAGCAGGCAAGUGAUAUUGGCAAUCAUCGUGCAGAGGUGGAGUUUUUACAAGGUGUACUAGCAAAUGAAGUGCAAGAAGAUGCAGAGGAUGCCUUAGGACAAAGUACAGACAGUCUGUCUCAUUUGAGAAGUCCAUUUGUACUGGAAGUAAGGGAGAAAGGCUAUGAAAGACUGAAGGAAGAACUUGCCAAGGCUCAGAGGGAGCUGAAACUAAAAGAUGAAGAAUGUGAGCGAUUAUCCAAAGUUCGAGACCAACUGGGCCAAGAACUAGAAGAACUUACAGCUAGUUUAUUUGAGGAAGCUCAUAAAAUGGUGCGAGAAGCAAAUGUCAAACAAGCUGCAGCAGAGAAACAGUUAAAAGAAGCACAAGGCAAGAUUGACGUACUGCAAGCUGAAGUGGCAGCAUUGAAAACACUAGUCCAGUCCUCUUCACCAACAUCACCUACCAAGGAGCUUCAACCAAAUGCAAAAGCUCAUUUUAAAAAGGGACAUGCUCGAAAUAAAAGUACAAGUGCUAUGGCCAGCAACAGCCAAGAGCUGAAUGUGAUGCAACCUAUUGUAAGAGAUUGUAAAGAGGUUGAUUCGCUUCUGUUUGGUGAAUUUAAAGCAUGGAAAGAAGAGCCAACAAUCGAUAGAACUUGCUGUUUUUUAGACAGAAUCUAUAAAGAAGAUAUAUAUCCUUGCUUGACGUUUUCAAAAAGUGAGCUAGCUUCAACAAUUCUUGAAGCUGUGGAAGGUAACACACUUAGCAUUGAACCAGUUGGAUUUCAGCCUCUCCCUGUUGUGAAAGCUUCGGCACUGGAGUGUGGAGGACCCAAUGGAUGGAGAGCUGAAAUUGUAACAAAGUGUGCCCUUAGUGGCCAAACUAAAACUUGUAAGCACCGAAUUAAAUUGGGAGAUUCCAGUAGCUACUACUAUGUUUCACCAUUUUGUAGAUACAGGAUUAUGUCUGUGUGCAACUUCUUCACUUAUAUUCGGUAUAUUCAGCAGGGUCUGGUUAAACAGCAAGAUGUUGAACAAAUGUUUUGGGAAGUGAUGCAUCUGAGGAAGGAAAUGUCACUAGCCAAACUAGGAUUUUACAAGGAGGAACUCUGAGAUCCAGCUGUUGGAAAAUGCAUGAGCUUUAAUGAGUGAUCAACAAUAAUGUGGUUUCUAAGACUUUAUUGUCCAAAUAUUUAUUUCUUUUAAGUAGGCCUACCAUCUCAUUUUUUUUCAGCAGCUACACUUAAGUAUUAUAAGGGUAGUUAAUUCUGACAUAUGACAACAGACUGAAAAAUAUUUUCUUUUCUGUUACAAGCUUUUAGUUUUGGACAUUUGAAGAACCGUGUUGAGUAUUUGCAACAGUAUCAGUGGCACUGCAUAGAAAAGAAGUUUAUGGGUGUAAUGAAAGCAGCUGAAAUAAAUUUUGACCUCAGUUAUCUGUUAUGCAAAAUGUUUGCAAGAAAAAUGAAUGCUUUGUGUGUGCUGGCUUUCUGUUUUCAUAUACUAUAUUUUAAAAUAGUUUGACAGGAUGUGGGGUUUUCAUUCUCUGAAUAGCAAAUCAAAUUUUCCAUCAUUUGAAUUCAAUUUCAUUUAAUAAUGAUUGAGUUAUUGAUUUCACAUUGUGCACUUUAAAUACAAUGUAUUUUCUAAGAACAACACUUUAUAAUUCAAUUCUAUAGCAAAUCUAAGACAAAUUAAGACAUCAAAAGGACUAAUAUGAAAUGCAUUAAUGAUACAUUACUGUAACAAUCUAUAAAUGCACUAAAUGACAAUAAAACUGGUAAAUGUUAGUUUGCAGUUUUGAAGAUUAUCUGCUUAUAAGACUAUUCAUAUAGUGAGAAUUCUGAUGCUACUGAAUAACCAGGAGAAAUUGAUGGGUGAAAGUUUUGGAACUUUUGAGAGUGUACUAUCUUGUCCUUUGUUUCUAUUUUUAUGCUCUACCAUGAAAUAAUUUCAAAAGGAAUUCUGUUCAAUUUUUUUUAUCCCAUUGUCAUUAUUAAUUACAUUGAUGUUUAUCUCUCAAACUGUUCUUAACCCUUAUGGGUACAAGGAAUAAUUAAUUCUUAAUUUGGCAUCCUGCGAAUUAGAAAAAAAACAAAUGCCUUUGUCAUUGACUAAAUGUGCUUGCUCAGCCUGUAUUGACAACAGUUGAUUGUUUCUUUGCCAUCUUCCUUCCUAUGUCUCAGACGGUGCAAGCGAAUGAUUUUAAUUAAAUUUCUUUCCAGUUAUAAACCUUUUAUAAAAAAUGGAAGAAAAUACUGUAUGUCAGAAGCAUUUUAGCUAGUAGAAGUCUUUAAUUUGCUGUUUCUUGGUCAUCAUGGAUAAUUUGGAUGAUACCUAUUUCAUCUUUUUGUUCUGCACAAUGUUACUUCCUGUUUCCAUGUAUUUUCCAAUUAUACCCUCCGAUGAAAA